AUGCUUCGCUCCUUGCUGCACGCCCUGCGUAGAACACCUUUCGAGCGGCCAUGGAAGCCCCUGAAUUUCUCCAAUCCCAACUUUGGUCGUAUUGCACCGGGUCAAAUAGUUGAAGAGGAAACAAUACCCGACUAUGUUGCGUCGCGUUACUAUCCUACUCAAAUCGGAGACCUAAUCCAGGACAGGUACCAGAUCAUCGGCAAAUUGGGAUAUGGAGCUACAUCGACUGCCUGGCUAGCCCGGGAUAUGCCUCGCCGCUCGUAUGUGACGCUCAAGAUAUUCAUCAAAGCUGCAUCGACGGGACAGCAACUGGAUGAUGAGCUAAAGAUGUACCAACAUAUCACUCGAGAUUCGAGACACCCCGGUUCCAAGGCAAUUAGGUCUCUUCUUGACUCGUUCCACAUUGACGGGCCUGAAGACAAACAUCAAUGUCUCGUCCACCCUCCCUUGUUCGAAAGUGUAGGGGAAUUUCUCCACCGCAACCCCAUCCAGAGGCUGCCGAAACCUGUUUUGGCGUUUACACUCCGGCAAAUGUUCCUAGCGCUUGACUACCUGCACACUGAAUGCCAAGUCAUACAUACUGAUAUCAAAGCCAAUAACAUCAUGUUCGAGCUAGCGGACGAUUCAGUCUUCGCCAAAUUUGAACAAGACGAGCUUCAGGAUCCGUCGCCAAGAAAGGAGUCAGAUGGGAAAACGAUAUAUCUCUCGCGAGAGCUCGCAAUGAUCCCUGGCAAGCUUGGUACGCCUGUUUUGUGUGAUUUUGGUUCGGCAGUCGCGGGCGGUAUCGAACAUACAGAGGAUGUCCAGCCGGAUAUCUAUCGAGCGCCGGAAGUGAUUCUGAAAGUUCCGUGGUCAUACAGCAUCGAUAUAUGA
Messenger RNA from Aspergillus calidoustus, 873 nucleotides. The record is from the annotation of a GenBank genome assembly. Lineage: Eukaryota; Fungi; Ascomycota; Eurotiomycetes; Eurotiales; Aspergillaceae.